AUGCAAUGCAGAAACAUCCCGCUUCCCUCCAGGGCCAACCUGGCGUCGGCACGGCACAGACUGUUCAAGGCUUCCCCUGUUCAAUCUCUGCAUUAUUCCGAAGAAAAAUCGCCCAUUGACUGGAUCCUUGGCCUCGCCUUGCCUUGGCCCUUGGGUUAUCGUCGUCGCCUCCGCCCACCGGUCUGA
Colletotrichum abscissum is the source of this 186-nucleotide messenger RNA. RefSeq lists its product as uncharacterized. NCBI's taxonomy places the organism in Eukaryota, Fungi, Ascomycota, Sordariomycetes, Glomerellales, Glomerellaceae. The transcript has a single exon. Bases 1 to 186 code for a protein of 61 amino acids. The record is from RefSeq and is a predicted model, not a curated record.